This is a messenger RNA of Belonocnema kinseyi, 3414 nucleotides long. It is a transcript of the gene scat, whose product is annotated as vacuolar protein sorting-associated protein 54. Gene Ontology annotation, cellular component: GARP complex. The transcript is spliced from 13 exons. The coding region runs from base 114 to 3020 and encodes 968 amino acids. Gene Ontology annotation, biological process: Golgi to vacuole transport; retrograde transport, endosome to Golgi. Gene Ontology annotation, molecular function: syntaxin binding. Lineage: Eukaryota; Metazoa; Arthropoda; Insecta; Hymenoptera; Cynipidae. The record is from RefSeq and is a predicted model, not a curated record.
AUUUUCGGUUCGCGUGAUCUUGUAGUCGUGGUUAAAGGUUCACUGCAAUUAAAAUGCAAAUCCUUAAUUAUGCGAAAGCCACGACCUGCAUGAGUUGAUUCAGUUCUCGGAAAAUGGCAAAAAUCGUUAAAACUCCAGAAUCGCUCACCUCGAUUCUGCUUUGUGAACACUGCCCUAACCUCAAAUUUAAACACGUCCAAGAUUUUGUACGACACCUUCGAGACCAGCAUUGUGUUCGAGAAGGUGGUUCCUUCGUCUGUCGAUAUGGUUACAAUGGAGUGUGCUCGAGUCUUCCAGUGGAAGGUGUUUCUGACAAGGAUUACGUAGCUCACGCCACAAAACACGCAACAAUGCAGCAGCAAAAAAAGGCCAAUGGCCAGAUUUCCGAGCCUUCAUCGUCCUGGUCAGUUUAUUCAGCUGCGCAAAAUUUGCCAGCUGUCUUGAACGAUCCUAAUAAAGGAAAACAGAGUAAUUUCCUCACGAAAACCUGGGGCGACUCCUUCGUCGAGAAGGUCGAUAUUCCAAAGAGUCCUUUUUUACCGGAAGUUACAACCCAGCAUUUUGAGUCCUACUUGAAAAAAAUCGCUCGAAGGUACAGGAAACAUUCUCGUAUGAAUUCGAGUCUAAAUCGACCUACUUCACCAAAUGAGCUCUCGCAGAAUUUUCCAAAUCUUAGAAAAGUCAAAUCUCCAGCUAAUAAUGGACCAACAGAUCGGACACAAUUCGAUUUGGCGAGGAUUCCUAAAAUAUUUUUAAGUCCGAACCUUGAUCUCUCGAAGAAAGAAAAUUUUGACGCAGUAUUUCCCUUUGCGAAAGAUGGUUUAUUUGAUCAUAGCGGAAAUGUCAGUAUUCACGCGAGAACAAUGCAAGAGCAGUUGAGCCAAUAUUUGGAUAUUGUGGAAGUGAGAAUAGCGGAACAAGUGGCUUCGAAAUCUCAUGCAUUUUUUCACGCCAUGACAUCUCAUGACGCCUUGAUGGAACAACUCACCCAGACAAUUACGGUUCUAAAAGCACUUAGGAAAAACAUCCAUCAAAUUGAUGACAAUCAUGUGAAAGAUUCUUUCAAGAUUCUAAGAUUGGAACAGGCUAGAUCGAAUCAUCUGCUGGUGCAGGAGAAGCUGAAGCUGAUGGCGACUGUUCACCAGAGUCAGCCUAUGAUUCAAUUGUUGCUCUCGACUCCGGACUAUGUGGCUGCUCUUGAUCUCAUUUCGACUACUCAGGAAAUUCUGCUACAGGAAUUGAACGGAGUACACAGUUUUCGACAUUUGGGAUCACAGCUAAGCGAGAUGGAAAAACUAGUUGAUAAAAUGUUAUCGACAGAAUUUGAAAGAUACGCAACUGCGGAUUUAAAUCGACCUUUAGGAGGAGACAAUAGUGUUCAGGAUGGGGACAAAUUAGUGUCUAUAAUUUCUGGACUACUGAGGCAGAAGCAUUUUCAAUUUGUGGAUACUUAUAAGGAAGAGGCUGUGACGGCCGUGAGAGCAGUGACAAAACAAAGAGUGAUUGAAGCUUUAGCAGCGAGUGAUUGCUGCAGCGACCAGCAAGCCGCUGCCUUAGAAGUUGGAGGCCUAUCACUGGCAGAAAGACUCACACUUCUGUAUAACACGAUUCAGUCCCUGACGUCUCUUCUUCAUCGAAUAAAAGCAGUUCAGAGCGUGAUGCAAGAAACGGCAGAUUUAUCUUCGGGUCGAUUGCCCGACGGUUCCACCGACUCAUCCCUAACCGAUUAUUUUUUAUCAUACGAGGAACACAUCCGAGUCACGAACAAACUGACCGACAUGUUGACCUCGAUCUGCGAUUAUUGUCACGAGCGAUUGGGAAAUUUGCUAUCGGCGAGUCCCUCGGAAAAGGAAAAGUCAGCGAAUGAAAUUUCCAAGCCCGGGGAAAAGGAGAGUCCCUCGGGGAGUGAAAAAUCGUCCUGGCUGAGUGAACGGGCGACGACGGCUCAGGUUUGCAGAUUGGCAAAUAUGGUCGAUUGUUUCACUGAAACUUGCGAGAAGAUCUGUGGAAAACAAUCAACGGCCUUACGCUCAGCUUUCAAAGCCCAGGCUAGUAAAUUUGUCCAGCGAUUCCACACCGAGCGCAAAACCAAACUGAGUCUUCUUCUCGAAUCCGAAAGAUGGAAACAGGCAGAUGUGCAACCCGAAUUUCAGACGCUAAUCACGUUUCUUUAUGAAAAUAAAUAUUUCCCGGAGCUUUUCAAUCACGAGAGCCAGGUACCGAAGGAAAAUUCUUCGAGUUGCAUUUUGAUCGGAGAUGAAAAAUAUGCAGUUGUGGGAGCUGCGCUUAUUCUUAUUCAAAUUAUACACGAAUAUUGCAGAACGGCUAGUGAAUUAACUGCACUUUCGGGAACGAUUGGUCGCCAAUUAGCGGAGCUUUUGCGACAUUAUAAUUCCCGAUGUUGUCAACUUGUUUUAGGAGCUGGUGCCAUGAAAGUUGCUGGUUUGAAAACUAUAACUAGCACGAUUCUCGUUCUAGCGGCUCGAAGUUUAAAACUUAUUCUCUGGAUAAUGCCCUUCGUCAAAGCACAUUUUCAAGGUCUAGCGGAAAUAAGUACAAAUCGUUCGUCAGUCGUGGGACUUUCUGGAGCGACCGGAGGCGUCGCUUUAUUGGAUACCGUAGAAAGAGACAUUCGAUCUCACGUGAGGGAAAUUGACGGAAAAAUCCUGACGAUUGUUGACAAUCUUUUGAACAGCCAAAUUUCGAAUUGGACCGCCAAACCGCCAGUGCCAUCGCAGCCGUUCAGGACAAUUUCAAAACACUUGGCGAAGCUCCAUGAAGCCGUUUCCGGAAUUUUACCCCCCGCCGAAGUCCAGCUUCUUUAUCGGACAGUAAACACAUCCUUCAAGGAAAAAUUGCGAGAGCAACUCGUGAAAAUGAACAUUGUGAACAACGGUGGCCCCCAGCACGGAGUUGUCACCUCCGAAUUAACAUUUUACAUCGAAGCCCUUCGGAAUUUAAAAGUUUUGCCUCUCGAGGAACUAAACGACACCUGGGUAAAUGACAUCUGGACCAGAUAACAUGCAGAGCGAGUGGUUUACUGCAUUUUAGAGGCGCUCAAGUACUACAGAAAGAGAUGACUAUCGUUCAAACUUAUCCUUCUCGCGAAUUUCAAUGAAAGAGAAAAAAAAUGAGGUUCAAAAUCACUUUUAGAACGGAUAUUAGAUUUUUCUUUAUCGAAAAAAUAGUGUGAUAGUAGAUUUUUUAUUUAUUUAAUUUUUAUUUUGAUGCAAACGGCGAAAGAAAUGCCGAUUUUUUUAAUUUCAGGUUUUAUUAUCUAGAAAAAAUUUUUCUUGUACUUUCCGUCACUUUUAUUCAAUGAAGAGCGGUAUUGGGAAUAGUGGUUUAAUAUUUCGCCACCUGGUGUCGAAAACUGAAACUAGAAAGAGCAGGUACAAUUUUAAAGAUGUAUUU